Scleropages formosus (Asian bonytongue) is the source of this 3066-nucleotide messenger RNA. It is a transcript of the gene pkdcca, whose product is annotated as protein kinase domain containing, cytoplasmic a. Gene Ontology annotation, biological process: skeletal system development; peptidyl-tyrosine phosphorylation. The transcript is spliced from 7 exons. Bases 305 to 1906 code for a protein of 533 amino acids. The record is from RefSeq and is a predicted model, not a curated record. Gene Ontology annotation, molecular function: ATP binding; non-membrane spanning protein tyrosine kinase activity. Lineage: Eukaryota; Metazoa; Chordata; Actinopteri; Osteoglossiformes; Osteoglossidae. Gene Ontology annotation, cellular component: extracellular region.
UCGGGCUGAUGUGCUCGUGCUGAAUCAGUAGCAGGGUUCGCAGAUACCUGAGGCAAGUGUCACAAUGGUGAGCUUCGUGGAGUGGAUCCAGAGGUUGCGCCGCUGCUUCAGUCACAGCUGCGAGGUGAAGAUGUGAGCGCUGCGCGUUCCGCGUCCGUCACAGCAUCGGGAUACUUGAUCAGUGUGAAAAAGCGCUUUAGACAGCACAGCUCCUCGGUGCCUCCGUGCCCUCGCACAGCUGCGGAGGUAGGCGGAGGCUGCGGGAGGACAAAGAUAUUUGUUGCAAUAAUACCAAUCGAUCGCGAUGAAGCGGAGAAAGAUCGCGGUAGCCGCUGGAUUCUGCGUGUCAUUCUUUCUGGGCACGCUGAUGAAUCUGCUCUUCAUUCCCGGGUUCGAUCACCACCAGAACCACGCCGAGAGGGUGCAUCGGUUCUACCGCACACAGCAGCAGCAGCAGCAGCGUCUCGCGGACGACACGCAACUCCGGAUCGGCGAUUCCGAUGCUGCUCCUGCUGGGAACAUCGAACCCACGACCACCAGCCAGCGGCAAACGGACCUCCAGCAGCAGAUCCAGGAAAGAUACGAGGAGGUGCUCCGAUACCGCGGCCACCAUGCGUCCUGGACGGGGACAGGUGACCCAGUUCGGCCCCUGGAGAGGAGGCGGCUCAUGGACCUCGCGCAGCGGCACAGCUGGGACUCGAAUAAAGGGACGGAGAAGUCUAACAGUCGCCUGUCACACUUGGCACCCAUGCACUCACAGCCGCAGAGGGAUCUGGCCCUGAACCCCGGGCCGGAUAACGGCACACAGGCUCUAGGCUGUAGCAGCAUAGAAAACGUGACCAGUGUGCAGUACCUGGGCUCCGGCUACACCAAGGCGGUGUACAAGGUGGUGUUGAACAGCAGCCUGGCAGUGGCUCUCAAAUCCGUGGACUUCGGGGGACACGAUAUGGAGAACUGCGUGAAGAAGUACAGCUCUGUGGAAGACUGCUACAGGCUCGCCUCGUUCAAAAUUGUGAAGGAGAUGACAUUAAUGGAGCGGUUGCGGCACUCCAACGUCCUGAAGCUGUACGGCUACUGCUACCAGGACAGCACUGAGGUGGCGGACACGGUGACGGCCAUCACAGAGCUCGGCAGCCCCCUGGAGAUGAUCCAGCUGCUGCAGACCUCCUGGGAGGAGCGCUUUCGGAUCUGCCUGAGCCUGGCGCGGCUGCUGCACUUCCUGGCUCACUCGCCGCUGGGCUCCGUUACGCUGCUUGACUUCCGACCGCGGCAGUUUGUCCUGGUCCAGGGCGAGCUGAAGGUCACCGAUCUGGAUGAUGCUAGUACUGGAGAGGCAACAUGCUCCAGGCCUGAGGACUGCAUCAUGGAGUUUCCUGCACGCAGCUUCAUCUUGCCAUGCCACCGGGGGCACUGCUUGGGAAUCAGUGAAAAGAGGAACCUGUAUAAUGCUUACCGGUUCUUCUUCACUUACCUGCUGCCACACAGUGCCCCUCCCACCCUGAGACCGCUUUUAGACAAGAUUGUCAAUGCUACAGGGGAGCUCAUCUGGGGAGUAGAUGAGACUCUGGUCCAUCUGGAGAAGGUCCUUCACCUUUACAGAACUGGGCUCUACCUGCAGAACAGCACACAAAGGCACAGAACAGGAGAGUACAAGCGUGUGCCAAACGCCUCCAUCGCAGGUGACAACUAUCGCUGCUGGCCAUCCUAUCAGCACGAAGGCUGCCUGCUGUCCGUUUUCAGUGUCCGCGAGGCCAUUGACGUGUGUGAGAGUCAUUCCCAGUGCCGUGCUUUUGUCAUGACUAAUCAGACCACCUGGACAGGCCACCAGCUUGCGUUCUUCAAAACGGGCUCGGCCAGCCUGUCCUCCACCCCAGGCAAGGUUGCGUACCUGAGGCUGAGUGACUGAAGGCAGCCUGCGGGGGCGCGAAGGACAAGAGGUGUCUCGGGACUCAGUGCUAUGCCCUGGGGGCGCUCAGCUCUUCUAGGCAGGGUCCAAAGGAGGACGGUAUAUGUCCAGAGGUCAAGGACACAGAACGCUGGUGGUACUAGUGUGCUUGUCUAGUACUUUCAGCACUGCCAGUCAGGAAGAAGAACCAAAAAAAGGGCUCAAUAUUGUGCAAUAACUUCCGUCUGAAAAUGUGACUAUCACUAGUUUUUUUUUCUUUUUUUUAAUUUUUUUUUUAUUUGCUUUGCCUUGGCUGAUACCGCUUGCAGCGUAGCUUAGUGGGAGUCUGCUUGAGCUUGCUUAUGGAUAGUCUGCUGCUCCUGUGAAGGUGUAGGGUGAGACCCUCAGGUUGUACAGAAGAGCUCCUGAGAACUCUAGCUUCCUCUUAAAGGCUUCAUUUGAGUUGAAACCUAGUGACCUCUGUCACUCAACCUGUGGUCAUGCCAGAUUUGACCCCCUCAUCCCAGGUAUUUGUUGUGAAGCUCAGAGCCUGAGCUGAGCUCUACAAAACUCCGACCCCAAGAGAUUUCUUUGAAGAGGGGUCUUUAAACCAAACUGGUUAGUUAGAUUUUAUAGUUUUACUUGGUGCUGAUUUUCACUUAAUCACCUGAACAUCAGUCUUAUUCAUGUCUGUUGGAAGCAGACUAAAGUAGAACUUGGAUACCAUCCGUUACUGCUUUUUGACAAAGUCGUCCCCCCCCCCCUUAGUAUUGUUGGACAGUCUUACCGUCUUUGAUUUUCAGUGAAACUUUAGGUCUUUAACUCCCUUACUGUUAUACUUUCUAACUGUAGGUAACUAAAUGAAAGGGGCUACGCUUUGCCUCAGUGGUGAAGGUUGAUCACCCACUUUAGGUGUUCGCCCAGUUUUGGGCGUCAUCUUUCUUCAACUGGACCCGAGGGAGGACCAGAGAAUAAAGGAGCUAAUCCAAAACUUUCCAAAGGAAAUAUAAGAAGUAGUUUAGCUGCAGUUCGCUUUCAGUGAAAGCAAGAGCAGAGCAACAACACAAAACAUGAAUUUGACAAAAUUAAUGAUUUUGUCAAGUCUCUUGUUGUUAAUUGCUGUAAAUGAUUAAAAUGGUCAAUGAUAAAAUUCUUAUUUUUUUAUGGAAAAUUAAAGCCGU